CCCACCUUCAUUCACUUCUCAAAUCAAACGGCGGCGACGGAAGGAAGGAGAGGAGAUUUCAAAUUCUGCAAUGGAGUCAUACGCCCCUGAAGAAGAGCUCACCAACAACAGAUCCCCAGAGCCUUCGGAAUCUGACUCUGCGGAGAAGCAAACGCACGUUCGGUUUCUCGUAUCCAAUGCCGCAGCAGGCUCCGUCAUUGGGAAAGGAGGCUCCACCAUCACUGAGUUUCAGGCCAAGUCCGGGGCGAGGAUCCAGCUCUCGCGUAACCAAGAGUUUUUCCCUGGGACUACUGAUAGGAUUAUUAUGAUAUCCGGAUCGGUUAAAGAAGUUGUUACUGGACUUGAACUUAUCCUUGAUAAAUUGCACAGUGAGCUUCAUGCUGAAGAUGGUAGUGAUGUUGAGCCUAGGAGAAGACUAAGACUUGUGGUUCCUAACAGUUCUUGUGGAGGCAUCAUUGGAAAAGGAGGGGCCACCAUCAAGUCAUUCAUUGAAGAAUCUAAAGCUGGUAUUAAGAUAUCUCCUCUGGAUAAUACCUACUAUGGGUUGAGUGAUAGGCUAGCCACAUUGUCUGGAACCUUCGAGGAGCAGAUGCGGGCUAUUGAUUUGAUUUUGGCUAAGCUUACUGAGGAUGAUCAUUACUCCCAGAAUGUGCAUUCUCCAUAUUCAUAUGCAGGUCUUUUCAACUCUGGUUUUCAUGGUCUUCCAUAUGCGUAUGUACUUCCUUCUGUAGCAACAGCGGGAUACAAUUCAGUUAACUACGCACCCAACGGUUCUGGAGGCAAGUAUCAAAACCACAAGGAAGAAGCUAGUACAACGGUGACAAUUGGUGUGUCGGAUGAGCAUAUAGGAUUGGUCCUUGGCCGUGGAGGAAGAAACAUCAUGGAAAUCACUCAGAUGACAGGUGCCAGAAUAAAAAUAUCAGACCGAGGUGAUUUCAUGUCUGGAACCACUGAUAGGAAAGUGAGUAUCACAGGGUCACAAAGAGCAAUCCAACAAGCUGAGACGAUGAUAAAACAGAAAGUUGAUUCAGCCUCAGAGAGAGCCACCGAAUAGAGUAUCCAUCAUUGGUUCCUAUCUCUUGUCUGUUUUAUUUAUUGGUUUGAGGCUUAAGCUUUAAGAUGAAGUCUUUUGAGUGAGGCAGAGAAUGUUCUCUCUAGGAUCUUUGUUUCUUCUUUCUUUUUUUUUUUGGGUCUUGACAUUAUACAAUGUUUGGAGUUAGAUGUGCUAUUUUCAUUUGUUUUUUAAUAACUUUAUUUCAUUUUGUUGAAGUUUUGUUGUAACAACCCAUAACAUUGCAUUUGCUUCUUUCAUAAUAGUUUUUGUGUUCU
This is a messenger RNA of Brassica oleracea var. oleracea, 1329 nucleotides long. Its product is annotated as protein BTR1-like. The coding region runs from base 71 to 1054 and encodes 327 amino acids. Gene Ontology annotation, cellular component: cytosol; cytoplasm. Gene Ontology annotation, molecular function: mRNA binding. Gene Ontology annotation, biological process: regulation of gene expression. The transcript is spliced from 8 exons. The record is from RefSeq and is a predicted model, not a curated record. Lineage: Eukaryota; Viridiplantae; Streptophyta; Magnoliopsida; Brassicales; Brassicaceae.